AGUUUUCUUAAAACUCUCUAACUUAGGGUUUUUCUUUCGGUUCUCAAUCUCUUCCCGUCGUUCUAAAUCAUGGCCACGUCGUCUUCAAAGAAGAUCGUUCUGAAAAGUUCCGACGGUGAGACCUUCGAAGUUGAUGAGGCGGUGGCGGUGGAGUCUCAGACGAUCAAGCACAUGAUCGAAGAUAACUGCGCUGGCAGCAGCAUCCCUGUACCCAACGUCACAAGUAAGAUCCUCUCGAAGGUGAUUGAAUACUGUAAGAAGCACGUUGAUACACCGAAAACCGAUGAUAAGACAGCCGCGGAGGAUCUGAGGUCGUUUGAUACCGAAUUCACGAAUGUCGAUCAAGGCACUUUGUUUGAUCUUAUUCUGGCUGCUAACUAUUUAAACAUCAAGAACUUACUGGAUCUGACCUGUCAAGCUGUUGCUGACAUGAUGAAAGGCAAGACUCCUGAACAAAUUCGCGAGCUCUUCAACAUCAAGAACGAUUUCACUCCAGAAGAAGAAGCAGAAGUGCGCAAGGAGAAUGCCUGGGCAUUUGAGUAAGUCAUGUAGGUCUCAACUGUCGAUAGCGUAGUAGUAUAUAAAGUCGGUGACUUGUUUUUUUAUUAACUUUUUUUGGGGGGGUCUGAAUUU
This is a messenger RNA of Lactuca virosa, 633 nucleotides long. The record is from the annotation of a GenBank genome assembly. NCBI's taxonomy places the organism in Eukaryota, Viridiplantae, Streptophyta, Magnoliopsida, Asterales, Asteraceae.